Messenger RNA from Drosophila elegans, 2776 nucleotides. RefSeq names its product DDB1- and CUL4-associated factor 8. Gene Ontology annotation, molecular function: protein binding. Lineage: Eukaryota; Metazoa; Arthropoda; Insecta; Diptera; Drosophilidae. The record is from RefSeq and is a predicted model, not a curated record. Gene Ontology annotation, cellular component: cytoplasm; Cul4-RING E3 ubiquitin ligase complex. Bases 240 to 2570 code for a protein of 776 amino acids. The transcript is spliced from 5 exons.
UAGUUCCCCCUUGUCUGGCUCUGGAAAGUCCAACGUAAUUUUAAAGACUUUCAAACGGACCAGCUAAAGCGCGCCAAGUUAUCGGUCUAUCGGUUAAUGCUGCAUCAAUUGAGUGCCAUCUCUGAGCUUUGGACGUAAACAACACAACUGCGUUUGUACGGAAAAUCGGAGAAAAGUAGUCCGGGUCGGCACAAAACGCAGCCAGAGACAGAGAGAUUUGAGCACGUGCUGCACCAGCAAUGGACUUGGAGGAGGAUUGUGUGGCCAGCGGGACCACAUCUGCCUGCAAGCGACCGCGGAAGAACACGGAUUCCCGGAUUCCCGAUGGCCAAAUUGAAGAGACCACGGCGCAGGCUGGUGGCGAGAAGAAAACUGUUGCCACAAGCCAAUCCGUAAUUAACAGCACCACAAUCACAAGCAACAACAAUAAUGAAGAGGAAAAGGGCGACAUGUUGGGCCAAGAACUUGCGCUGAUGGAGCAGCAAAAGCAGGAGGAGAUUGAGCAGCCUAAGGAGAAGGAACAGUUGGAGAAGGUGCAGUUGGAUAAAGAGAAGACAGAGCCGAAAAAUGAGCAGUCUGAGAAGAAGCUACCGGAAGAGGCACAACUAGUAGAAGACCAGGCUCACAAGGAUCAGGAGCAGCUCGAGGACAAGUCAAAUGAGGAGCAGGCUGGUCCCUCCUCUCUAGAGUGUCAAUUACCGCCGCAUGCCGCCAGUGCCGAGCUGGCCACCAACAAGCCAAAGACGGUCAAUUCCAUAUUAACUAUGGACAGUGAUGACCAGAAUCCAUCCUCCGCAGCAUUGCUCACCUCGCCCAGGUUCAACCUGCGGAAUAUACCACCCACACGCUCCUAUCGCCGCAUCAACAUAGAGCUAACGGGCACGGUGACCGACUCGGACAGCACUGACUCCGUAGAAGUACCCGAGCAGCAGGAGGAGGACGAACAGGAUGAGCAGGAGGACACAGAGGGCGCGGAUGCAGACGUCGACACCGAUGGGCAGGUGGCCCCAGCUGGACCGUCCGCCGACGAAAGUUCUUCCAACGACGAAAUGGUACACCGCUAUGACCUUUCUAGUGAAAAUGACCUUACCACCGAGGAUGAGAUGGAGUUCAACGAGACGGAAGCCAAUGCCGGCGAUCGUGAGAAAGUCGACUUUGCCGUGGACAAGGAGAUGGGCAAGCAAAAGCCUGCUUACACGUUCAACAGUUUGCAGGAGCUGAUGCACCGGGAGCACAACAUAAUCAACCGGAUUGGCUGGCGUGGCGGCCAUACCUCUGCGCAGAGCUUUGGCCUGGGCUACUACGGUUCGCGACAGGUGGUGGAGCAGAUGACGCUGCUAAGCUGCAUGAACGGGCACAGUGGUUGCGUCAACUGCCUGAACUUCAAUCGCGCCGGCGACUUGAUUUGCUCCGGCUCGGAUGACCUAAACAUUGUCGUCUGGGACUGGGCGAACGAGAAGCCGCUGCACAGCUUUCACUCCGGCCACAGCAUGAACAUAUUCCAGACCAAGUUCAUCGACAGUGCCGGCUGCCUGGACAUUGUGGCCGCCAGCCGGGAUGGCCAGGUGCGCCGGGCCGUCGUCCCGCCGUCGGGUGGUGCCACCAAACCGAUGCGGCUCUACACACACAGCGAAUCGGUGCACAAGAUCGUGCUGGUGCCGCACAGUCGCCACGAGCUGAUGAGCGCCGGCGAGGAUGCGGCCGUCAAGCACUUUGACUUGCGCACCAGCAAUGCGGCCACCACACUGCUGCGCUGCGUCUACCACGAUGCCAAUGAGCGGAGUCGAGUGCGCCUCUUCAGCAUCGCCCAUCAUCCGUUUGCGCCGGAGUUUUGCGUCAGCGGAUCGGACGAUACGCUGCGUGUCUAUGACAAGCGCAAGCUGACCAAGCCCCUCCACGAGAUGACCCCCACUGCUGUUGAGCAGCACAAGAUCGCGCAAAUUACCUGCGCCGUGUACAACCACAGCGGCAGCGAGAUUUUGGCCUCGUUCAGCGAUGCGGGAAUUUAUCUCUUUGAUAGUCGCAACUACAAGGAUGGCGAGUUUUUGCACUGCUACGAGGGUCACAUCAAUAGUCGCACCAUCAAGGGCGUGAACUUCUUUGGCCCCAAAUCGGAGUACAUUGUCAGCGGCAGCGACUGCGGCAACAUCUUCUUCUGGGACAAGAACACGGAGGCAAUCGUCAACUUCAUGAAGGGCGACCACGCCGGAGUGGUCAACUGCCUGGAGCCGCAUCCCUGGAUGCCGGUGCUGGCCACCUCUGGCCUGGAGCAUGACGUUAAGAUCUGGACGCCAAAUGGCCCUGAUAAGAGCGGUCCCCACUCGGAUUCCCUGAAGCAGACGCUGCAGCGCAACUUCAGUCGCAACAUUGUGGACAGAGGUGACUUCGAUAUUAACCAAUUCCAGUACUUCAUCCGCGGCUUCCUGGAGGGUUCCCGCUCCCGCCUCGCUGGGAAUCCCGGCAGCGCCGCGGAGUGGCGACGACGCGCCCGGAGCAACCGCUCCGACUCCAGCAGCAGCAGCAGCUCCGACGACACCAAUGGCCCAGGAGUGCACUGCCGCACGCAGUAAUCCUGAUCCCGAUCCUUAUCCCGAUCCUGCAACAGGAUCAGAGGCGUGGAUGUGCUUCGAAAGCCCUCCUCGACCAGCGUAUAAUUUCUGAUAUAUAUGAUACAUAUGUUAGAAAGCGUUUCUGAAGCUGUGAAUUUGUAAUCGUAUCACAUAAGUGCGCAUAUUUUAAUUAAAAACCGGGUUUAAUAAAUGCUCAUUGAGAAUGA